AAUUUCUUCAACCGUGAUGAUGAGGAUGCUUGUCGCAGCGUUCUUGUUGGUGUCGGUGUUGGUGGUGGUGGCAGUGGCGCCAGGGAUGGUGCGUGGCGAUGAGCGCGUGGCGUACCGCGUGGCCCCCGAUCCGCCGGCGCCGGUGAUGUCGUCGCCCUGGGUUGAGGGUGAGCACGUGUACUUCGCCACAAACGAGCCCGCAAACAAGAUCUUCAAGCUGGAGGCGGCGACGGGGAACGUGGUGUGGUCGCGCACGAUGGGGACUGGGCGCAAUGGCAUGCGCGACUCGAUUGUUGUUGUUGACGGGCUCCUGCACGUUGGCACGGACAACAACACGUUUGCGGCGCUGGACGCGGCCACGGGAAACACGGUGUGGGCAUUCACGCCCCCGCCACAGAAGUGCUGGGAUGCCAAGUGGUACCGCCAGUGCGAGGCGUACUCGUCGCCGCUCAUCCACGCAGGGCGCCGCUUCCAGGGCAGCGAGGACGCCACGACGAGGUGUUUCAACGCCACCACUGGCGACCUGCUGUGGACCCAGCACGCUGGCGACCAGGUGAACAACUCGCCUGUCGUGGAUCCGAGCGGCACCGCCAUCUGGAUUGCAGCCAACGACGGUUUCAUGUACAAGCUGGACGUGAGCACGGGCAAGGUCCUGAGCAAGUUCCAGCACUGUGGCUCUUCGCACACCAAGCCAGCAAUGGACAAUGAGAGCGGCAUCCUCUUCUUCAGCUGCUUCCGUCCUGAUCCAGACAACCCUUCUCUUCGUCAUGGCGGUAUUGUCUACGCCCUCAACACCACCUCCAACAAGGCUCUUUGGGAGCACCAGGGCGUGGGUGGCACCGUGCUUCACAUCAAGGCCUUGAACAUGGUCGUCGUGGGCCGGUUCGACGGCACGGCGUAUGCCGCUGAUCCCAUCACCGGUGCAGUGAAGUGGGAGGUGACCAACCUGCCCAACCCCAAGGAGUUCUUCGGCCCGUUUGUGUUUGACGAGGAGCGCGGACGCAUCUAUGGCGCAACCCUUCGCGGCAUGUUCUAUGCACUCCAGCCGGAGACUGGCGAGCUCUUAUGGGACUUCCAGGCAGGGGGCAUGAUCCCUGUGCCGAUGGGCCCUCGCCUCUCCUCUGACAAGAUGCUCGUCUUCUUUGGCUCCUUUGACAAGCACUUCUACGCCCUCAACCUCUGAUUGUGUGUGUGUGUGUGUGCAUUUGCUCUGAUUUGCUCUCUCUUUGCUGCUUGAACGUGGUCAUGUAAUAAUGUAUCACCAUGGCAUAUCUCCUCGUGUGGCUGUGUGUGUAUGUGUGUAUGUGUGUGUGUGUUUGUUUGUUUUGGUUCGAUGCUUGAACGUGGUGUGUCACAUCACACUGUCACACAUCACAUCAUGUCACAUCACAUCACACUGUCAUGUCACACAUGGUUGCCAGCAUUUGCCAAAAAUAAACCCAGUCAGGCA
Salpingoeca rosetta is the source of this 1450-nucleotide messenger RNA. RefSeq lists its product as uncharacterized. NCBI's taxonomy places the organism in Eukaryota, Choanoflagellata, Craspedida, Salpingoecidae. Gene Ontology annotation, molecular function: protein binding. The record is from RefSeq and is a predicted model, not a curated record. The transcript has 2 exons. The coding region runs from base 17 to 1183 and encodes 388 amino acids.